This is a messenger RNA of Lutra lutra (Eurasian river otter), 3516 nucleotides long. RefSeq names its product MOB kinase activator 3B (gene MOB3B). Gene Ontology annotation, biological process: positive regulation of protein phosphorylation; signal transduction. The transcript has 4 exons. Gene Ontology annotation, cellular component: cytoplasm; nucleus. NCBI's taxonomy places the organism in Eukaryota, Metazoa, Chordata, Mammalia, Carnivora, Mustelidae. The coding region runs from base 461 to 1111 and encodes 216 amino acids. Gene Ontology annotation, molecular function: protein kinase activator activity. The record is from RefSeq and is a predicted model, not a curated record.
CGCGGGAGCCGCGCGCUGGGUGCCUGUGGGGGCUACUUCGGAACGGCGGCGGCUGGAGCUCCAACCCCGCGCUCGCUCGCCUGCGCGUUCGUGGAGACCGCGCGCGCUGGCCCCUCGCCGCUCGCUCCGCGCCCGCCGCGUGGAUCCGCAAGCGUCCCGCGUCCGGCCCCCGGCUCGUCCUCCUCCUCCCGCGCCGGCUGCGGCUGAUCCGGCGCAGGAGCCGACAGGGCCGCGGGGUGAAGGUAAAAGCCCACGACUUUAGGAAGAAACAUGAGGUUCUCUUGGAGACUAUUCAAAAGGAAGAUGGAGGGGGCCGCCUAAAAGAGAUUAAAAGCUGCAGACCGCAAGCCUGGGGCCAGAGGGCUGGCAGUGGAAAACCCUGCUGGGUUGUGACCUCUCCCUGAAAAGUUCUAGGUGCCUUUUUGCUUCCUGCAAAAAAAAGGAAGAGAAGGAGAAGACCAUGUCCAUAGCCUUGAAGCAAGUGUUCAACAAGGACAAGACCUUCCGGCCCAAGAGGAAAUUUGAACCUGGCACGCAGAGAUUUGAGCUCCACAAACGGGCUCAGGCGUCCCUCAACUCCGGUGUGGAUCUGAAGGCAGCUGUGCAGCUGCCCAAUGGGGAGGACCAGAACGACUGGGUGGCGGUGCACGUGGUAGACUUCUUCAAUCGGAUCAACCUCAUCUAUGGCACCAUCUGCGAGUUCUGCACUGAGCAGACCUGCCCUGUGAUGUCAGGGGGCCCCAAAUAUGAAUAUCGGUGGCAGGAUGACCUCAAGUACAAGAAGCCAACUGCCCUCCCAGCUCCUCAGUACAUGAACCUUCUUAUGGAUUGGAUUGAGGUCCAGAUCAACAAUGAGGACAUAUUUCCAACCUGUGUGGGUGUUCCCUUCCCCAAGAAUUUCCUUCAGAUCUGCAAGAAGAUCCUGUGCCGCCUCUUCCGAGUCUUCGUCCACGUCUACAUCCACCACUUCGACCGCGUCAUCGUGAUGGGUGCGGAGGCCCACGUCAACACCUGCUACAAACACUUCUACUACUUCGUCACAGAGAUGAACCUCAUCGACCGCAAGGAGCUGGAGCCGUUGAAAGAGAUGACGAGCAGAAUGUGUCACUAACGCCCCUGCCUUGCCUUCGGAAGACAGAGGAAAGCUCUUUCCUCCGGGAGUCCCGAGCAGGGAGUCAUCCCUCGCUUAAAUGGCACGCCUACUUCCAGGAGCAGGAGAGGUGAAGACGAGCCAUGAUUCCUGAGAGACGUUCCCCACUCACCCCGUGUGCUCUUAACCCUCUGAGUGCUGCUAGCCACGACCGGUGGACCUGUCCGACCACAGCAUGCAAGAAGGACUACCCCUUGCCCCUUCUGGCUCUGAGUUGCCCCCAGAAAGCCUCUGCACUUAACAGGCACAUCACAGCUCUGCUGAGACCUGCCGCCUAAGCUUUACUGGAAUUCAGGUUUUGAGACGGAGACACUUACUUGUACUUUCCCACUCUGUCUUGUCAGCUGGCCGACUUUUCUGUAACGUGGUUUCUAAGUACCGGGGGAAUUUUGGAACUCUGGAUGAGCCGUGAGUUUUUCUAAAACAAACCUUCCUUUCAAAGCUCCGGCCCUGAUCUGAUUCGGUGGUUUAACUUUGCGCAGGGCCUGGAGCCAGGAGAGAUCUGAGACCCACCCCACAGCCUCAGCACGGUUUCCCACUCCAUGACCCCAAUCAAACCUUAACGACAGGCGGGGGAGACCGGUCGCUAGCAGAAAGCUGAUGCAUUACCAGUUAACUCUGAACAGAAUGUGCUUUUUACAACCACACCAUUCCUUGUCUUUUCUAGUCAAGGUAUUUCCUUCCUGUUUCCCAGAAAAGAGGAAGAAAAGGAAGUUGUAAAUGACCAGGAACGAUCCGCAGAAGCCCUGAGCCAGACAGAUCCGUGCAGCGUUUUUUCUUGACCAAAGGGGAGGGAGUUGUGGCUGUCUCCACAGAAUAUGAAAAUUUCAGUGAAAAAAAAAAAAAAAACAGAAGUGCAAUUGCUUAUUUGGUGCGCUUAACUCAGACAGCUGGUUCAUUGGCUCGUAGCCUCCCCAGCUGGCCCUCUGAGCGCCUACAUCCAGGUCCAGCCUGUGUUUUCUUUCUCUUCCGCUACACGUCCCCCACCCUCCCUCGGCUGGAUUGUGUUGGGUCACAAAAUUAAUUUCUGCCCCUAGGAUUGUGCCACCGUUGCCAAGGGAACAGUGGCACUGGAGCGAACUUCCUUCUUCCAUUACUUCCCAGUUUUCCAUUCCAGUCAACAGACGAGCACAGUCUGUGCCACAUCCUGCCUUUUGAAACCCAAGUGAGUCUUCGCUGAAGAAACGUUGCCUUCUCUGCUUCAUUCGCAAACCUGGUGGGCUCUCGGGGGUCAUGAUACUCCCAGGGAUCCUUCGAAUUUGACAAAACGGCAGUUGGUGGAGGGAAGUAGAUAAGAAUGUAUUCGUGUAUUUUAAUGUAACGCCGAUUAAAUCAUCCCGAAACAACUCCGAUUUCGUUUCAUUAUAUGUCAUGCGUUAAAGCUGUUCAUGGCCGCCCCAGGAGCCUAGAAAGUGAAAUCUUUCCUUGUCCAAAGAAAGGACUGACUGUCGGGGCACCGUGGCACCCUGCCCUGAUCCAGCAAAGCAACCUUCGCGUCCCGUCUUGUCCAAGUAGUCUCACGGAAUCCAAGUGCUGCUACCUCUUUCCAUCUUGUUGUGCUCUGGUCAACAACCAACACACCCUCUCCCCUUUUUUGGCUUCCUAAGUAACUCCGAGAGAAUAAGAUAAACUAAGAUUCUUCUCAGCCUCAUAUUUGGCUGAAAAAACACCUGACCGUCCUAAGGAUCCAGAGAACAAAGAAACAAGACCCCCUCUUCCCAGCCUAUGCAACACGCAGUCAGUACUGCGUGGGGAUGUCGAACGGAGGGACAGAGAGAUGACAGUGUGGAGCCCAUGCCCUAGGAGGAACUCCGAAGUUCUGCCACCAUGGAAAACCACAGGAUUUUUGCAUUAAAACGUUGACCAUGUUCCUGUGUUUCAGUGAUGCCUGACCAAGCAGGUUGCUGGACUCUGAAGACAUUUGUUAUUAAUUCUUUUUAAGGUUCUUUUCUGUUGACUGUUUGUGCAUAUGAAAUUGCCAUUCAAUUUAAAAGACCAAAUAUUUUUAAGCUUCUUGGCACAAUUUCCUCCUGGUUAUAUUUCUGAUUGCAUUCAUCAGCUCUUCUAAGAUAAGUUCUGGCAAACCACUCUUAUUUUUAAUUAGAGUAUUCCUAGUCCUGCAGAACUUUGUUUGGCAAAUUCUAAAGAGAAUCAUUACAGGUAACUCUCAUCUCUUUGACCUGAUGACAUCCUAAGUUCAUCUCAUUGCAAAGGGGGGAGCUGAGCCCCUGGCAGUGGCCCGGGCCCCUCUGGCUUUCUGGGUCUGAGCCUGACCUGCUGCUUCUUCCUCCUCACCUGAUGAGCUCUCCCUUAUUUCCCACUACCUUUUUUUAGCUGGGUAACACAUGUAUCCACUUUUUUUUUUU